AUGCACGCUAAUCAACGUAAAACAAAGGAAAUAGUUCAAACAGAUUUAAAUUAUAUAUUAACUGAUCUUGUACAAAAAGAAGUUGAAAAAAUUUCGAAAAUUAUUAAUGAUAAAUUAAAGAAUAAUAAUAAUCAACAACGUCAGACUUAUGCAUCAACGGAUUCAAUUGAUAUAAUUAAUGAUCUUAUUGAAAUUUGUGAAAAUUAUACUUCAUUCCGAAAAAUAUCUCAUGCACUUGACAUUAUUUCGAAAGAUUCUAUACUAAGAAAUAUACUUCAAAUGGUCAUAUGUCAUGGUAAUUUAGAAAUGCCUGAUCAAACGAUUCAAUCAAAAGAAUCAUCCAAUACAAAUAUGUUUAACACAAGCAAAAAAAUAUAUUCUAAUUCAUCUGAUUCAUCAUAUAAUGAUGUUAUAUUAGAAACAAAACCGAAAACAAAAACCAUCUGA
Rotaria sp. Silwood1 is the source of this 447-nucleotide messenger RNA. The record is from the annotation of a GenBank genome assembly. Lineage: Eukaryota; Metazoa; Rotifera; Eurotatoria; Philodinida; Philodinidae.